Messenger RNA from Cydia amplana, 1175 nucleotides. Its product is annotated as putative phosphatidate phosphatase. Gene Ontology annotation, cellular component: plasma membrane. Gene Ontology annotation, biological process: phospholipid dephosphorylation; phospholipid metabolic process; signal transduction. Lineage: Eukaryota; Metazoa; Arthropoda; Insecta; Lepidoptera; Tortricidae. The coding region runs from base 148 to 1068 and encodes 306 amino acids. The record is from RefSeq and is a predicted model, not a curated record. Gene Ontology annotation, molecular function: phosphatidate phosphatase activity. The transcript has 6 exons.
CAGUCUGCGCGCGCACGCGUUUCGUGUUUGACGUGUGGCGUGUUGUCAAAAGUUCAAAACGCUCGCGACACUCGUACCGAUUUCGUAACGUUCCGUGCUAGUGAAUUUCAAUAUUUACCUUUGUAAUUUAAUUUAAAAAGACUUGUAAUGGAUAUAAACGAUCGAAAAGUAAAUUCGCGUACGCAUUCGAUCACAAUGAAUCGUGAUUCCAAGUUUAUUUUCCGAAAAAUCAUAAUGGAUUUCGCCAUUCUGUUUUGCAUUGGCUUCCUCAUACUGUCGUUCUACCUGUGGGGCACCCCCUACAAGCGGGGCUUCUUCUGCGACGAUGAGUCCCUCAAACACCCUUACCGGGAGUCCACCGUGACCAACCUCAUGCUGUAUAUCGUUGGCCUUUGCCUUCCAGUUGUUACGAUGUUCCUUACGGAAUGGAUCCACCUCCGAGACCACAAGAGUGGCCGCCCGCGGGAACUCAUGGGUAGAGAGAUCCCCACCUGGGUGUGGGAGGCCUACAGAGUCGUCGGAGUGUUCCUGUUUGGUUGCGCCUGUCAGCAGCUCACCACCGACGUCGCCAAGUACACCAUCGGAAGGCUGCGGCCACACUUCUUCGAUAUCUGCCGGCCGAACAUAAACUGCACCGCGCCCGAGAACAAGUGGCGAUACAUCGUAGACUUUGAAUGUCUCCGCACUGACGAGCCCAAACUGAUCAAGGAGAUGCGGCUCUCGUUCCCCAGUGGACAUUCUUCCUUCUCCGCGUAUACUAUGCUGUAUUUCUCAUUCUACCUCCACAAACGCUUCACCUGGCGUGGCUCCAAGCUGCUCCGUCACGCGAUUCAGUUCGUGCUGAUCAUGCUGGCGUGGUACACCGUCAUGACUCGCGUGUCCGACUACAAGCACCACUGGAGCGACGUGCUGGCCGGCUUCAGCAUCGGCAUGCUGGUCGCUAUAAUCGUGUUCGCAUUCGUAUCGAACCUCCGCAAGACGCCACGGAACCGGCAACCCGUCAGCCACCACGACUCCGAGCUGCAGACCAACGGCAACACCCGCGCGGCCUCUGGUUGGCGCGUUUGACAAUCCGACGACGAGCGACCGCAGCAGGUCAUCUCCCACGAGUAUUGAAGCGCAAGUGUAGCUUAAUUGAACUAUUGAUUAUAACGCCAUCUGUGCUUGGUACGUGG